UGUGAGCGCUGUGCUCAGUUCGCCGCGGAGAAAACCAGCGUGAACCCAGACCCCAAGGAGCCCCUCGUUCCCGCCCGGCCUGGCCAGGCCCCGCGCUAUGGAGUUCCUCUGGGCCCCUGUCUUGGGUCUGUGCUGCAGUCUGGCCGCUGCUGACCGCUACACCGUCUUCUGGAACAGUUCAAAUCCCAAGUUCCAGGAUGAGGACUACACAGUACACGUGCAGCUGAAUGACUACGUGGACAUUAUCUGUCCCCAUUAUGAGGAUGACUCUGUGGCAGAGGCUGCCAUGGAGCGGUACACCCUGUACCUGGUGGAGCAUCAGGAAUAUGGGAUAUGCCAGCCCCAACCCAAGGACAGGAUCCGUUGGCGGUGCAACCAGCCCAAGGCCAAACAUGGCCCUGAGAAGCUGUCUGAAAAGAUUCAGCCCUUCACAUCUUUGCCCUUGAGCCAGGAAUUCAAGGAGGGACACAACUAUUACUACUUCUCUGUACCCAUCAACCCCGUAGAAAACCACUGCCUGAAGUUGAAGGUGACAGUCAACAGCAAAAUCACUCAUAGUCCUCAGGCUCAUGCCAAUCCACAGGAGAAGAGACUUCCAGCAGAUGAUCCAGAAGUGCGUGUUCUACACAGCAUUGGUCAUAGUGCUGCCCCCCGCCUCUUCCCUCUUGCCUGGACUGUGCUGCUCCUGCCACUUCUACUUCUGCAAACCCAGUGAAGAUGUGUGCCACACCUGGCUUAAGGAUUGGAAUUGGGCCAAGGAGCCAAGGACAGGCACACCUCACCUGUCCUGGGGCCUGUCUCACAGCUCCAGCCCUGGGAACCACUCCCACCACAAGCAUAGGCUGCCACCCAGCAGCCUCAAAACGGGUCAGUAUUAAGGGUUUCAGCCCAAAAGAAGUCAACCAGCCUGACAGCGCCAUCCCCCCACUUCAGAGGGAUGAAGAAAGAAGUGGGGACUGUCCUUUCCCUGCCAUUCCUGCCUUUAAGCCAAAGAAACAAACUUUGCAGAGAUGGCCCCUGAUGAGGGUCCAACAGGAACAAAGCUGGAAGGGGCCUGAGGCCAUGUAAUGGACAAUGAGCUUGGCAAAGAUGCCCCUCCCCGAGAGAGCCUGGAUGCCCAGAUGAACUGACUGAAGGAAAAACAGUUUCCUACAGGGGGCCAGGUACAGGAGAGGCAACAUGCUUGGGCUGACCAGCAUCUCCCAGAAGACUUCUGUCUGUGGGGCUGCCACAGAGAGGUUUGUAGCCAGGCACUGCGCCCUCCCCCAGUAUUGGGUCACACUACCUGGAGCUGUGCCAGCAGGGAGGCUGUGCCAACCUGUUCUUAGUGUAACUUAAAGGGCAGGGCCCACGUGUACAGUAUCUGUAUGUAAACUUUUUGUGUCUGCUGAUUUCUACAACUGGAUUUUUUUUAUACAAUGUUCUUUGUUUCAAAAUAAAGCAUUGUGUUGGUUUU
This is a messenger RNA of Urocitellus parryii (Arctic ground squirrel), 1456 nucleotides long. It is a transcript of the gene Efna1, whose product is annotated as ephrin A1. The record is from RefSeq and is a predicted model, not a curated record. Gene Ontology annotation, molecular function: ephrin receptor binding. NCBI's taxonomy places the organism in Eukaryota, Metazoa, Chordata, Mammalia, Rodentia, Sciuridae. Gene Ontology annotation, biological process: axon guidance; ephrin receptor signaling pathway. Gene Ontology annotation, cellular component: plasma membrane.